CGUUAGGAUGUCGCGUUACGGCCGCUAUGGAGGCGAGACCAAGGUGUACGUGGGGAACCUGGGCACGGGCGCGGGCAAAGGCGAGCUGGAGAGAGCCUUCAGCUACUACGGGCCCCUGAGAACCGUGUGGAUCGCGAGGAACCCGCCGGGGUUCGCCUUCGUGGAGUUUGAAGACCCGAGGGAUGCUGAAGAUGCUGUCCGUGGACUCGAUGGGAAGGUGAUAUGUGGCUCCAGGGUUAGAGUGGAAGUGUCAACGGGGAUGCCUCGUCGCUCCCGUUACGACAGGCCUCCUGCACGGCGCCCUUUUGACCCUAACGACAGAUGCUAUGAGUGUGGUGAGAAAGGCCACUAUGCUUAUGAUUGUCACCGCUAUAGUCGCCGAAGGAGGAGCAGGUCCCGGUCUAGAUCCCGCUCAAGGUCCCGAGGAAGAAGGUAUUCGCGUUCACGCAGUCGGAGUCGUGGUAGGAGGUCCAGGUCAGCUUCCUAUCGUAGGUCCCGGUCCGUUUCUCCUCGUAGGUCUAGGUCUGUGUCUCCCCGCCGGUCCCGAUCGGGUUCCUUGAAGAGAUCAAGGUCUAGAUCAAGAUCCAGGUCUAGAUCCAGAUCUGUUACGUGGCCCCGAAGCAGGUCUAGGUCUCAUGGCAGAUCAAAGUCUGGCUCGCCGGCUAAGAGUCGGUCAAAGUCCCGAUCACCAUCUCCAAAGAGAAGUCGCUCACCAUCAGGAAGCCCUCAAAGAAGCGCAAGUCCUGAACGAAUGGAUUAAAGUUAUGAAGUUAAUCUUUUAGGAAGAAAGUUAUUUUGCUUACAUUAUUAUAAGGGAUUUUGUGGUGUCUUUGUAAAUGUAAGAAUGUAGAUAGAAGAGUAUAUCAACUAAAAUUUGGCAUGAUCUGGGUCUUCUGAGUUAGUCACACCAAUAGACUAGCACAGGUCUCUUUUUAUUGUAUGAAUUAACUUCCUGUGAUACGAAAAUGUGGGACUUUUUUAUUGGCACAUUGAAAUAAAAUGUGUAUUUUUAA
Messenger RNA from Gavia stellata (red-throated loon), 1013 nucleotides. It is a transcript of the gene SRSF7, whose product is annotated as serine and arginine rich splicing factor 7. Gene Ontology annotation, cellular component: nuclear speck. The transcript has 9 exons. NCBI's taxonomy places the organism in Eukaryota, Metazoa, Chordata, Aves, Gaviiformes, Gaviidae. Gene Ontology annotation, biological process: mRNA splicing, via spliceosome. Bases 8 to 760 code for a protein of 250 amino acids. Gene Ontology annotation, molecular function: RNA binding; zinc ion binding. The record is from RefSeq and is a predicted model, not a curated record.